Molecule: messenger RNA, 2535 nt
Organism: Osmerus eperlanus (European smelt)
Lineage: Eukaryota; Metazoa; Chordata; Actinopteri; Osmeriformes; Osmeridae
Product: vacuole membrane protein 1-like
Exons: 14
Coding region: 471-1718 (415 amino acids)
Biological process (GO): Golgi organization; autophagy
Cellular component (GO): endoplasmic reticulum; endomembrane system; membrane
Source: RefSeq, a predicted model, not a curated record
GGCGCUUCUACAGGAUGCAUCUCUCCAUGGAAUCAUAUCCAAGUUAAGAAUCUUUAUUGCACAGUCUGCGUGCGUGGUGCGCGUUCUGCACGCUGGCGGAAGUAGGCUAAACCACAGCCCAGACUGUCCAUGAGAUUGGCAAAAACGCAGAUACACGACAGGACGAAUCCACCUGACAUUGACUGAUCUACGGCUUGUCUCGCAAUGCACCAGGCUUGUUACUGGGGUUUAAACCUGCACUAACAGUCUCCUCCACUUGGCUCCGCCGGAGACAAUGGUAGUUCCACAAUGAGACUGUUCGCGUUAUCCCUUGCUGGCCCCCACCACACCCCGAAUAAGUUAUUAUGUAGUUAAUGGAUUCUAUUGCCCUACAUCACCAGCGGAGCUGAGACGGUGGCAUAUGGGGCAUAGUUCUUGUGGAUUUGAGACAUAUCUCAGUAAGGCCCUCGGUCCUUCCGUUACCCCGUGAGAUGGCAGAGAGCGCGACAGACUGUCAGCUUCCUCAGCAGCGUGUCGGGGCCAAGGAGCAGCCCAACGGACAGUCUACAGACGCGUCGCUGAGCGAGAGGAAACAGUCGGACCGGGAGGAGCGUCUGUCUCUGGUGGUGUGGAAGAGGCCGUUAGUCACACUCCACUACUUCCUGUUGGAGCUGCUAAUCACCCUGAAGGAGUGGGCGUGCAGGCUUUGGCACCGGCGACAGACCGCGUUCGCCUUGUCGGGGCUCUUCAUCCUUCUGUAUGUGGUCUACUCCAUCGAAGGAACUCAUCAAAAGUACGUACAGUACGUGGAGAAGAGGUCCCUGUGGUGUGCCUACUGGCUGGGCCUGGGCAUCCUGUCCUCCGUGGGUCUGGGGACUGGCCUGCACACUUUCCUGCUCUACCUGGGUCCUCACAUCGCAUCAGUGACCCUGGCGGCGUACGAGUGCGGCUCCGUCGACUUCCCCGAGCCGCCCUACCCCGAGCAGAUCAUCUGCCCCCUGGAGGCCGGGGCUCAGGAGGAGGCCGGGGCGGGGGCUGUGCAGGGCAGCAUCACCCUCUGGACCAUCCUGUCCAAGGUCCGCCUGGAGGCCUGCAUGUGGGGCGCAGGUACAGCCAUAGGAGAGCUGCCUCCCUACUUCAUGGCGCGGGCUGCGAGGCUGUCUGGUGCUGAGCCUGACGAUGAGGACUACGAGGAGUUUGAGGAGAUGCUGGAGCAGGCAGAGACCGCGCAGGACUUUGCCACCAAAGCAAAACUAACCGUGCAGACAAUGAUCCAGCGGAUUGGCUUCUUUGGAAUUCUAGCAUGCGCCUCUAUUCCAAACCCUCUAUUUGACCUGGCAGGAAUAACAUGUGGCCAUUUUCUGGUCCCCUUUUGGACUUUCUUUGGUGCAACACUGAUUGGGAAGGCAAUCAUCAAAAUGCACAUUCAGAAACUGUUUGUGAUCAUAACCUUCAGCAAGCACAUAGUGGAGCAGAUGGUGGCGCUCAUCGGUGCUGUGCCAGUGCUGGGGGCCUCCAUCCAGAGGCCCUUCAGAGACUAUUUGGAGGCCCAGAGGUCGAAAAUGCACCGUGGCGCUGGAGAGGGGACCCCGGCGGAAGAGAACUGGCUCUCCUGGCUUUUCGAAAAGGUGGUGAUCGUCAUGGUAUGUUUCUUUGUCUGCUCCAUCGUCAACUCCAUGGCCCAGAGCUAUGCCAAGAGGUUACAGCAGCAGAAGUUCUCAGAGGGCAAGACCCAAUGAAGACCUCCCUGAUAUUCCUUUUUGGAGCACUUUGGGGGUUCUCUGGUCCAAAACCUUGCUUCUUUCAGACAGAAUUCUGACAUCAUCCGGAGAUUUACGGCUUCUUUAAAUCGAACCCAUAAUGAAAUAACAGGGUUUUUUUUGGUUUCUGUAGUGGUACUGACGAUUAUUGCGUUUACUUUUGAAUUUGGACUUCUUUCAUUGGCUUGUUAGUGGCUGUUUUUGUUGUUGUUGAGAUUUCUAGCUUUUAGGGUCUUGGCCUUUUUUCAGAGGUUUAUUGUCCUCUCCAAGGUAGGUGCUUGAUCGUGUGCUUGUUGUGGAUAGUAUAACUAUUUCAGGCAUAGGGCAGCUUCAACUUUUUGUGUGAGUGUGUAUGGAUGUACUGUCUGUCGGCAAUGAUUCUCCAUGGCGAGGCCUUAUGCUGCACUGGAACUUAGUGGUUUUUAUUGUAGAGGUGCCUGAUUUACUUGAUUGUGUUUGGUUUAGAUCUGUUUACUCGAGCUAAUUGAAUUAUUUUCUGAGUAUACUGUAAACCCAUCUCACUUAAUUGUAUUUGAAUUAUUAAAAAAAUUAGACUUAUGGUAAUUAACUCAACUGUUGAGCAAUAAUGGCAAUACAGAUAAGAUAGACUGCGAAUCUUGUAUAUACUUGUUUUUAGUUUACUGCCAAUUUUCCAUUUUCAUUAAUUUAUUUAGCUGAAGAAUAUAUUCCAGUUUUAAGAUUACAUUUGUGCCUCCUGUCGUUGAUGCCAUUUGUAUUCUGUACAGAGCAACUAGGGAUGAGUGUUUAUAAAUCAACCAUGAAUCAUUCUGCUCAA